Clunio marinus is the source of this 1629-nucleotide messenger RNA. The record is from the annotation of a GenBank genome assembly. NCBI's taxonomy places the organism in Eukaryota, Metazoa, Arthropoda, Insecta, Diptera, Chironomidae.
UAGUCUGUUUUAGGUGAAAGAGUGAGACGCAGUUGGCUCUAAAUUUGUAUUUAGCUCAUACAAAUAGUUCACUUUCGUUCCAUUAAAAUUUCUGUUCUUCUUAACUCUCUUUAUUGUUGAAAUUAGUAACACAAUUUAGUUACAACAAAAUUUAUGAACCGAAAAAAAUUUGUUCGUGUUUUUUUAACCACAUGAUUUGGAAAUAUCUAUGGGAAAAAUAAAUUGAGAAACUCUAUAUCACCUAAUUAACACAAACUACAACUGAGAAAAUAUUAAUGAAAAAGUUCAAGAAAGUUAUUAAGUGUAUGUGUCACUCAUAAACAGUGAAAAAUUUAUGAAAUUUUAAAAUACAAAAAACAUUCGAAAUUUAAAGAAUUUUGAAGUAAUGCCAUUGUUUAAUAAAAAACCUAUUAAAACAAACUCUCCAACAAACACAGCUGCAAUUGUAAACCAGAAUGUAAAUGAACACAAUCCCAUGCAACCAGCGCAAGUAGUUCCAUCACCUAUUAAGCCUUCAGCUCCUAGUCUUGUUUUUCACUGUCAACUCGCUAAUGGAUCACCAACAGGUUUAAUCACAGGAUUUUCAAGUGUCAGAGAGCUUUAUCAGAAAAUUGCUGAAUGUUACGACUUUUCAGUAGAUGAGAUCCUUUUUUGCACAUUAAAUUCACACAAAGUUGACAUGUCCAAACUCCUUGGAGGUCAAAUUGGAUUGGAUGACUUCAUUUUUGCGCACAGAAAAGGGAGACCAAAAGAAAUUGAAAUUAAUAAAUCAGAAGAUGCCCUAGGACUAACAAUAACCGACAAUGGUGCUGGCUACGCUUUUAUUAAAAGAAUAAAAGAAGGAAGUAUCAUAGAUAAAAUCCAGUAUAUUCAAAUUGGGGAUCAUAUCGAGAAGCUUGAUGGAGUUAGUGUUGUUGGCAAACGCCAUUACGAAGUUGCUCGACUGUUAAAAGACAUUCCUACAGGAACGAUGUUCACAAUGCGUUUGGUUGAACCAAUGAAGAGUGGAUUUCAAACAAUAGCACCUCGAAGCACGAAACUUAUAAACAAGAAAAGUUAUGGUACUGGUAAAGAAACUUUGAGAUUCAAGGCAAAUGGAAAUGCUGCUAUUGAAGAUGAGCAUGACGAUAAUACGCAACUAGGAAUUGAAGCCAUAAACGUUCUACUCGAUUCAUUUUUUGGAAUCAACGAUAAUGAGUUGGCUGUUCAAAUUUGGGAUUUGGGAGCAAAUAAAACAAAUUCUAUGGACUUUGCUGAAUCAAUUGACAAUUCGGAUUUAGAGGCUUUCGGAUUCACUGAUGAUUUUAUCAUUGAUCUAUGGGGUGCAAUCACAGACGCAAGACAAGGAAGAAUUAAACGAUUAAAUGAAACAAAUUACGGUUUUCAGACUAUUGAUUAAAUCAACAUCAGACGUAUAAAUAUUACAUCAAUUCAAACAUGGUUGAAGAAUUAAACGAUAAUAUUAUGUGAUGGAAUACAAAGUCUGAGAACUUUUGUAAUAUUAAAUAUUUUCGCUACAAAAUUUAUAUUUUUAUUCAAUUUUUUUUUGAAUAGGUUUGAAUGAAAGUUCAUUUGAAUCUGCAUUUAAUUAUUGAAUUAAACUUGAAGACUUUUUACUAUUAAAACAUU